Messenger RNA from Sphaerulina musiva SO2202, 549 nucleotides. RefSeq lists its product as uncharacterized. The transcript has a single exon. Bases 1 to 549 code for a protein of 182 amino acids. Lineage: Eukaryota; Fungi; Ascomycota; Dothideomycetes; Mycosphaerellales; Mycosphaerellaceae. The record is from RefSeq and is a predicted model, not a curated record.
AUGAUCGGAGACAGCAACACGCCACUGGAUAUGCCUCCUCCCGGCGAGGACAUGUUGCAGUUUUAUAUGAAGCGCGCAUAUGCACGCACUGAGCCCGCACCUCCUGCAGAACUCACUCCUGUCCAGGGCCUUGACUUUGACGAGAAGUUGAGACUGGAGCGGGCCAUAGCGAAGAGCGAUAAGCUAAUGCACGAUGCCCAGACCCAACUUGAUAGACCUUCUCUUGCGCCAUUCGAACUCACGCCUCUCGAGCAAGCCGAGGAGGACUCUGCAAAGGCCAAGCAAUACAAUCGGAGCCUCAACGACAAGAUCCACAACCACAAGCUCACAAAUAGCACGCACCUCUGUGAGGAGGUAGUUAUCAUAAUAGGUGAGCUUGAGCCCAAGAAGCUCGUCUUCCACUCGAGACUCCCUGUGCGAGCCAAGUCUGUCAGCUCUACUACACUCAGACCUUCGCUCAUACCCAAACUUGCGGACUUGGGGGCUUGCUCUCCAGCAUACGAGAGGAGUAAGAGCUUCUUCACAACAUUGGACAAGUCUCACAAGUGA